UUAGGCCCAUGUUAUGCAUUGUGAAAUAGAGAAACGAAAACGAAAUACAGUCUCUCUCUACUCUAGGGUUUUACUUGUGCCUCCGUCACUGCUCGGAUCUCUUCAACAAUGGCGGAACAGACUGAGAAGGCGUUUUUAAAGCAACCCAAGGUCUUUUUAUGUUCCAAGAAAAGUGGAAAGGGGAAGAGGCCUGGGAAAGGUGGAAACAGAUUCUGGAAGAAUAUUGGUCUUGGCUUCAAGACUCCAAGAGAAGCUAUUGAAGGAACUUACAUCGACAAGAAGUGCCCUUUCACUGGUGAUGUCUCCAUUAGAGGACGUAUUCUUGCUGGUACAUGCCACAGUGCGAAAAUGGUUAGGACCAUUAUUGUUCGUCGGGACUACCUCCAUUAUGUGAAGAAGUAUCAGCGUUAUGAGAAACGCCAUUCAAACAUCCCAGCACACAUUUCGCCAUGUUUCCGAGUGAAAGAAGGUGACCAUGUCACCGUUGGACAGUGCAGACCAUUAUCCAAGACAGUGAGGUUCAACGUGUUGAAGGUGAUUCCAGCUGGAUCUUCUAGCGGUGGGAAGAAAGCGUUUACAGGCAUAUGACAAGCUUGAUCCCUCUUCUUUAGCUUCUUGUUAGGCUUUGCAAAAGCAAUUUAAUUUGAUUUGCUAUGAUUUUGAAGUAUGUAAUGUGAUUGUGAACCUUAUUUAAUGUUUCUAUAAACAAAAUAUUUUUUUCAACC
This is a messenger RNA of Helianthus annuus (common sunflower), 725 nucleotides long. RefSeq names its product 40S ribosomal protein S11-2. Gene Ontology annotation, biological process: translation. Gene Ontology annotation, molecular function: structural constituent of ribosome. Bases 109 to 588 code for a protein of 159 amino acids. NCBI's taxonomy places the organism in Eukaryota, Viridiplantae, Streptophyta, Magnoliopsida, Asterales, Asteraceae. The transcript is spliced from 6 exons. The record is from RefSeq and is a predicted model, not a curated record. Gene Ontology annotation, cellular component: ribosome; cytosolic small ribosomal subunit.